Molecule: messenger RNA, 2541 nt
Organism: Coturnix japonica (Japanese quail)
Lineage: Eukaryota; Metazoa; Chordata; Aves; Galliformes; Phasianidae
Source: RefSeq, a predicted model, not a curated record
GCCUCUUCCUGCGCCACUCUGCGUGCUGGAUGGAGAUCCACAGUCAAGAGCCGCAGCUCAGUGCUGGAGUACAACAUUGCCCAGGGAGCCCUGCAGGAGCAACACCUGUUCCGAGCCAGCCAAGAGAGACACCAGCACUUGUAUGGUGCUGCUUUGCUUGUGGAUCGGCAAUACCCCCAAACCAGUGGACAUCUGCUGAGCCUCCUGAGAAUUCUGGAUAAUAGAAUUUGGACGUCAAAAGUUUUUUCUUUUUUUUUUCUUCUUUUUUUUGCAUUUUUUCCUUUUUUUUUUUUUUUGGCAAUUUUUGAAAAUUUUUAAUUAAUUUAUUAUUAUUAUAUAUAUUUUUUUAAUUCUUAAUUUUUUGGGGGAUUUCUCUCAGCCAACAUCGUGAGAUCUCCCCCCCCCCCUCCCCCUUUGCGGGAUUCAUGCUGAUGUAUGCAGUCUGUUAUAGAGUAAAAACAGCGCAUGCCUUUCUGGAGUCAGAAUCCAUAAAUCCUGACGUAGCCUGUGCAUCUUAAAAAAACCCCUCUACCGCCUAGGUAUUUAAGUUGCUAUGGUCAUUCUAUUCUUAAACCAAAUGGAGAAACUACGGAUUUUUUUUCUUUAUUACGGUUGGAUGGGCUGAAGACCUUAUUGCUUGCUAAGAGCUGGGGAAUAUAUGCGUUUCUAUAGAUAUACACAUCUAUAUGUUUAUAAAUAUGUCAGUGUGUGAGUAUAAAGUGGUGGUUUCUUAGACUAACUGGUUUGACCUUGAACCUGUACCAGUCAAAGCAGAAUAUUACUUUUAUUUAUGCGUUUAAUGGAUUGAAGAAAGAACAUUCUCUCUGUAACCGCGCUAGGGAGGGGAGAGGAGUGGAAUAUACCUAUCUUAUAUCUCCUGGGUUUGGCACCAUCAUUACUGUUUAUUCUUAUUCUCUAAAAGCAGAAUCUUCUGAUGGCUCCCUUAGGUGAAGUUGGGAACUAUUUCGGUGUGCAGGACGCGGUGCCCUUUGGGAACGUGCCCGCGCUGCCGGCGGACAGCCCGGUUUUGCUCAGUGACCACCUGGGCCAGGCUGAGGCAGGUGGGCUGCCCAGGGGCCCCGCGGUCACGGACUUGGACCAUUUAAAGGGGAUCCUCAGGCGGAGGCAGCUCUACUGCAGGACUGGAUUUCAUUUAGAAAUCUUCCCCAAUGGUACUAUCCAGGGCACCAGGCAAGACCACAGCCGAUUCGGUAUACUGGAGUUCAUCAGUAUAGCAGUAGGCCUGGUCAGCAUCCGAGGAGUAGACAGCGGACUCUACCUUGGAAUGAAUGAGAAAGGGGAACUCUACGGCUCGGAAAAAUUAACCCAGGAGUGUGUAUUCAGAGAGCAGUUUGAAGAAAACUGGUAUAACACAUAUUCAUCAAAUCUAUAUAAACACGUGGACACUGGAAGACGAUACUACGUUGCGUUAAAUAAAGAUGGGACUCCAAGAGAAGGGACUAGGACUAAACGGCAUCAAAAAUUUACACAUUUUUUACCUAGACCAGUGGACCCUGAGAAAGUACCUGAACUAUAUAAGGAUAUUUUAAGCCAAAGUUGACAAAGACAAUUCCUUCACUUGAGCCCUUAAAAAGUAACCACUAUAAAGGUUUCAUGCGGUGGGUUCUUAUUGAUUAGCUGUGUCAUCACAUCAGCUCCACUGUUGCCAAACUUUGUCGCAUGCAUAAUGUAUGAUGGAGGCUUGGAUGGAACAUGCUGAUUUUGUUCUGCACUUAAAGGUUUGUCCUCCUGGAGGAGAGCCUAUGCCCACUCGCUUGAUUUAGUACGAGAGGGAGAGUGCGAGAGAGUGAGUGAGAGCGAGAGGAAGCGAGAGCGUGAAUGGGAGUGAGAGAGAAGGGAGCCAGAGGGAGGAGGAGAACGGCCUGAUGCAUGCUGGGGAAUGGACACGCUUUUAAAUUUUUGAUCAGUUGUACUUCGUCAUAUAUCAGCAUAGCUGCCAUACUUUGAUUCAUCGGGAUUUUUGGCUGGUGGCCUGCUCAAGUGUACGCUGCAUUUACAAAGGCAUGGAGGGUGCAGUCUUACGUAGACAAGAGACUUUUCAGUUAAUCGCUCGCUGGGUCUCACCCCGCUGAGUUUAAAGCAAAGACCUCUUAGUAAAAAAAAUAAAAAUAAAAAAUAAAAAUGAAAAGUUAAAUUUAUUUAUAGAAAUUCCAAAGGCAACAUUUUAUUUAUUUUAUAUAUUUAUUUAUUAUAUAGAGUUUAUUUUUAAUGAAAUAUGUACAGGCCAGAUAGGCAUUUUGGAAGCUUUAGGCUCUGUAAGCAUUAAAAUGGCAAAGGCCACUAUGAACCUGUGGUAAAUUCAUGCAAGUAAAUAUAAAGGUGCAUGGGUAAAAAGGAUAACAAUAAAAAGGUAAUAAUAAUGAAUUCUAGUGACCCUCAUGUACUAAAGGCGACAAUCUCUUUUGUGCCCAUAUUAUUGUAAAAGUAUGCAUACCACUCAUGACACUGAGUACUCACUCUUCUGACUGCUUGUUUCAUAGCUUACCCCCAGAGGAUUAAAAAGAAAACUGGGUCUCCAAC